Heterobilharzia americana is the source of this 932-nucleotide messenger RNA. Lineage: Eukaryota; Metazoa; Platyhelminthes; Trematoda; Strigeidida; Schistosomatidae. The record is from the annotation of a GenBank genome assembly.
AUGGAUUAUGAAAAUAUUAUCCAAUUUGCACUUACUGACUACGCAACUCAUACAAGAAAUCCGAUUCCACGUCCUCAUAUGAUAUUUGAUGAAAUAAUUGAGACUCUAGUUGGAUUCACCUUGAAAUUACAAAAUGAAUUUGGGAAACCAGUUAUCCUAAUGCUUGGAAUAAUAGCACUGUUUAGCUUUCUAGUAUUGAUUAGUUUGAUACUAGUGAUAGGAUUUUGGUUCGCUGGAUCUUUUGAACACGAUUAUGAAGAGCGUGUCUCAAUGACAACAAUAGCACCUUAUGAAGCUGAUGAUAACAACAAACCGAAGCUUGUUAAGAAAUCAAAGAAUGAAUGAUGCACAAUUGUUUCUAUUUUACCGUAUUGGCAAAAGACUGCUGUAUCACACACGUAUUCCGUUAAACUGUGAAUUCUUCCAACUAAUCAAAACCUCACUCUUAUAAAAAUUCAUAUACACCGCGUAAAACGUUGACGAAUUUUCUGUUGCCGCAAAAUGGUCAUGAUUUUUAAAUGCACAUUUUGUCUGAUGUUCAACACACAUAUAAUUUUGCGAAACAUAGUCAUAUCUUCUAGUUAAACAGGAUUCGAAGGGUAUCUGUAACACCUAAAAACACAGAUUCUCUAAUCGGAAAAUGUAAGGAUGGGACAACUGAUACUCGAUUUCACAAGCAAACAGCCUUCUGAAUUAAAGACAACUGUAUUUUGGUAGCUAACUUAACAGAUCAGGGCUAAUCAAACCUUUGAAGAUGUCUCAUCUAUGUGAAAAUAAAUAUUUAUGAUGAUUGAUUAAGUAUGAGAGACGUUUCAACAUAUUUGUUUCAGUCAGUGCACAAGAUUUGUAGUUCAGGAUGAGGACAGUGUUCAUCUCUAGAUGUUUCAUAUAGGAGUAAAGUGCUGGUGAAGUCGCCUAGCCUGGUGAUGAAA